UUAUCAUUUAUUUUCACAUCAAUCGGUUGGAUGCUGACGAUGGAAUGAGCAGAGCGGGUGGAAAAGACUGGCGAGUAAAGAGCGAUGGGAAUAUCGUCCGGAGGUCUAGUCAAAAGUCCGUACUCAUUCCUCAAUCCUCACUCAUUCGUUAGACGCCACGCGAUGCGUGAACACGUUGCCCGGAGCCCUUCGUUACUCUAUUUUAUUUCCUGAAUAGUUCGAGGGCGCACGUGGUUUCGUCGUCUGACACACUCUCUCUCUCUCUCUCUCUCCUCUCUCUCUCUCUGAUUCCCUCUCCCUCUAGUUAUUCAGUAUCGAAUAUUUAUUAAUUACGCUGGGACAUUGGACCGACAACGACGGAAGAGUCUCCCGAAACAGAUAAGGGGUCUUGCAACAUCACGAUGGAAGAUACUGAGGCAUGCUCAGAGGCAAUGUCACGUUUGGCAGUUGUGGAUGCGGGGGAGAGCCUACCGAGGAGCAAGGGAGAAACUAGGGGGCAGAAAGCGUCGGGGUUGACGCAUGAGUGCGGGGUUUUCGGGUGCAUCGCCGCUGGGGAUUGGCCGUCCACGAUUGAUGUUGGACAAGUCGUUUGUCUUGGACUUGUGGCCCUGCAGCACAGAGGCCAAGAAAGUGCUGGAAUAGUCACAAGUGAGGGGGUGUGUGCCAAAUCAUUCCACGUCCACAAGGGAAUGGGAAUGAUUAAUAAUAUAUUCAACGACCAAAGUAUGAAAAAAUUGAAAGGCAAUUUGGGAAUUGGUCACACGAGGUACAGCACCAGUGCAGCCAGUGAGGAAGUUAAUUGUCAACCGUUUGUUGUUCACACUGCACAUGGAGCCUUGGCUGUGGCUCAUAAUGGAGAGCUUGUAAAUACGGAAUCUCUGCGAAAAAUGGUACUUGGAAGAGGUGUUGGCCUGAGUACUCACUCAGACUCUGAAUUAAUAACACAAGCACUGUGCCUGAACCCUCCAGAGGGAGAGGUGAACGGCCCAGACUGGCCAGCACGUAUCAAGCAUCUCAUGCAGCUUGCUCCCCUCUCCUAUUCCCUAGUUAUCAUGCAGAGGGAUAAAAUUUACGGGGUGAGGGACCCCUACGGCAAUCGCCCCCUGUGUCUCGGGAAAAUAGUGCCGAUAGGCAAGCUCGCUGGAAACGAGUCUGAGGACGACGACGAUGCAGAGGGCUGGGUGAUAUCCUCGGAAUCCUGUGGAUUUUUGAGUAUUGGUGCUCGUUAUGUGCGAGAAGUUUUCCCAGGUGAAAUUGUUGAGUUGACUCGUGAGGGAAUAAAGACGAUAGACAUCGUGGAGAGGCCGGAUAAGAGGCCUCAGGCAUUUUGUAUAUUCGAGUAUGUCUAUUUUGCACGGAGUGACAGUAUUUUUGAAGGACAAAUGGUGUACUCAGUACGUAUGCAGUGUGGCAGAAUGCUGGCUCUGGAGUCUCCAGUAGAAGCAGACAUCGUGAGUUCUGUGCCUGAAUCUGGAACUGCAGCAGCUCACGGCUACGCGAGGCAAUCAAAAAUCCCCUUCGCUGAAGUUCUCUGUAAAAAUCGAUACGUAGGAAGAACAUUCAUUCAACCCAGCACCAGACUGCGACAGCUGGGGGUGGCGAAGAAGUUUGGAGCCCUCUCUGAGAACGUCAGAGGGAAGAAGCUCAUUCUCAUCGAUGAUUCCAUUGUCAGGGGCAACACCAUUGGACCGAUCAUCAAGUUGUUGCGAGACGCCGGGGCGAAGGAGGUGCACGUCAGGGUGGCAUCACCUCCUCUCAAGUAUCCCUGCUACAUGGGGAUCAACAUUCCCACGCGAGAGGAACUAAUUGCCAAUCGAUUGGACAGUGUGAAAUUAGCUAAACACGUGGGUGCAGACUCACUCAUUUAUCUGUCGGUUGAUGGACUGGUCCAGGCUGUCAGGCAUAAAAUGGAUAACAGGGAGAGCAGCUACAUUGGACACUGCACGGCAUGCCUCACCGGAGACUAUCCUGAUGAACUACCUGGUGAUCUUGACUGGUGAACGUCGACGAGUUAAUUAUGGGAUUUAUACAUUAGAGGAAUAUGCAAGUGAUUGAACGUUCUGGCCAUGGUUUACUAGGACACUUCAGUAUUGAAUCAGCCUCAAUGGUCAACAUCACACGAUGCACAGGCGGAAUCUCCAGUUUUGGCAUAUGAGUUUUUAUGAAUUUAGUUUCGUUUAUUAUCAAUGAUUCAUUUUGUGUUCUCAGUCUCGGAGGCAGAUACUUCAUGUAGAUUAUUCAUGUGGAUUAUUUUUUUUUAUAAAUAUUCUCGUUGUUGGCGGAGAAUAUCUUUACAUUUUUUCGAUUGUGUACAGAUGAUAGGCAUUGUAGGAUUAUGAAUAAAUAUGCAUUUAUACGCUC
Messenger RNA from Diachasma alloeum, 2361 nucleotides. Its product is annotated as amidophosphoribosyltransferase. Lineage: Eukaryota; Metazoa; Arthropoda; Insecta; Hymenoptera; Braconidae. The record is from RefSeq and is a predicted model, not a curated record. Bases 402 to 2000 code for a protein of 532 amino acids. The transcript is spliced from 6 exons. Gene Ontology annotation, biological process: purine nucleotide biosynthetic process; purine nucleobase biosynthetic process. Gene Ontology annotation, molecular function: amidophosphoribosyltransferase activity.